CCAGGAGCAUCAUUCGUAACCGAGUAGUCUCAGUAACAAGUGCUACGGUAAACUAUCUUUUUCGUCAUCGUCUCGAUAUAAAGAAGAAAAUUGAGAUGAGAAUAUCUCUGCCAUCGAUGGUUCACUCGCACUGGUGGGAGGAUUUGGAUCAGCCUCACAGCCUGCAGAAUCAAUACUUUGGCGAUGGUAUCCACCACGACGCCUUGCACCAGGCCCACCGACGUCUACCAUUGGCACCAUCACUCGUCCAUCACUUCCCUGCUCGAUACUCUAGAGACCCAUUGGGAUAUCGUAGACACUGGACAGCUCGUCCUUCCCAGGGUGUACCGACUGUAACGCCAAAUAAAAACAGCUACCACGUAUCCCUGGAUGUCCAGCAGUUCGCACCCGAGGAGAUAUCGGUGAAGCUCAUGGAUCGAUCUGUCAUUGUCGAGGGUAAACACGACGACAAGAAGGACGAGCAUGGCUGGAUCUCCAGACAGUUCUGCAGGAGGUACGAGAUCCCGGAGAUGUGCAACAUGGAUCAACUCCAGUGCACACUCUCAUCGGACGGCGUUCUCGCCAUCAUCGUACCACACAAGGUCGAGGGCGAGAAGACAAUUCCGAUUGUGCAGACUGGAAAGCCCGCCAUCGUCAACACUCCAGUGGCAGCCGAUGGUGACACUCCCAAGCGGAGCCUUGAGGCUGAGGAUAUACAGUAGAUCCGGUACUUAAGGAUAUCCAAGUAUCUUUUACAGUUUGGUACAGACAACACUAUAGAUUCAACUAUUU
Molecule: messenger RNA, 771 nt
Organism: Diachasma alloeum
Lineage: Eukaryota; Metazoa; Arthropoda; Insecta; Hymenoptera; Braconidae
Product: alpha-crystallin A chain
Exons: 1
Coding region: 96-701 (201 amino acids)
Biological process (GO): response to heat; protein refolding
Molecular function (GO): protein folding chaperone
Source: RefSeq, a predicted model, not a curated record